AGCCGCGAAGCGCUCCCGGGUGGCGCCGGGUGGUGGCCCCGGAAGGGCUCCGGCAGCGAGCGGCGGCGGCGGCGGCGGGGCCUGGGAGCGGCCGCGGGACAUGGGGAGCUGAUCACUUUGGGUCCCCACAACGCCGAGAAGCAGCAGGACCUAGAGAAGCUUUAUGAUUUAAAACAACCCCAAAAGCCCAACAGAUUAUGAACCAGUUUGGCCCUUCUACCUUGAUCAACCUCUCCAACUUCUCCUCCAUCAAGCCUGAGCCAGCCAGCACUCCCCCCCAGAGCUCCAUGGCCAACAGCACCAGCGUGGCCAAGAUGCCGGGAACCCCGAGCGGCGGCGGCCGCCUCAGCCCCGAGAGCAACCAGGUUUUAACCAAGAAGAAACUGCAGGACCUGGUGCGGGAGGUGGAUCCCAAUGAGCAGCUGGAUGAAGAUGUGGAGGAAAUGCUGCUGCAGAUCGCUGACGACUUCAUCGAGAGCGUGGUGACCGCGGCCUGUCAGCUCGCCCGGCACCGCAAGUCCAACACCCUGGAAGUCAAAGAUGUCCAGUUGCAUCUUGAGCGUCAGUGGAAUAUGUGGAUCCCAGGCUUUGGUUCUGAAGAGAUCAGGCCCUACAAGAAAGCCUGCACUACAGAAGCCCACAAACAGAGAAUGGCACUGAUCCGCAAAACUACCAAGAAAUAGCCGCCGGGAGGAGCCGGGAGGAGCCUGGGGAGGAGCCUGGGAGCAGCCUGGGAGCAGCCUGGGCAGUUGGGGGCAGCAGCUGCUGCCGGAGCCUCCACACGCCAGCCACGGCAUAUUUUUUGUAAUGCUUUACAGAGAAGCAUAUAUUUUUUAUGAAUGGUGCAGCAAUACCUUGACUUUAUGAGGAGAAUCUGCCAAAAAACACCCUUCCCCAUCCCCCCCAUUCUCCACCCCUUUCCCUGUUCCUCCUGGGCCUGACCCAUCUCCAACCAGAGACUUUCCUUUGUGACUUGAAAGUGGUUCGUUGUCUACGUGAUUAUUCAGGGGACUGAGCAUUUGAUCUUGUGUGGGACAGUAUUAGAAGCAUCUGUAGAGGUUUUUGUUUCCUCCUCCUUGCCUCUCCCUGCUCCAGUACUUUGUAAUGUCAGUGUUUCUAUAAAUACUUGCGUUUGUUUUACAUGAAUAAAGACAUUAUUAAUGUAAA
Colius striatus (speckled mousebird) is the source of this 1167-nucleotide messenger RNA. It is a transcript of the gene TAF12, whose product is annotated as TATA-box binding protein associated factor 12. Lineage: Eukaryota; Metazoa; Chordata; Aves; Coliiformes; Coliidae. Gene Ontology annotation, molecular function: DNA binding; protein heterodimerization activity; TBP-class protein binding. The transcript is spliced from 6 exons. Gene Ontology annotation, cellular component: transcription factor TFIID complex; SLIK (SAGA-like) complex; SAGA complex. Gene Ontology annotation, biological process: RNA polymerase II preinitiation complex assembly; DNA-templated transcription initiation. The coding region runs from base 198 to 683 and encodes 161 amino acids. The record is from RefSeq and is a predicted model, not a curated record.